Messenger RNA from Microdochium trichocladiopsis, 1690 nucleotides. RefSeq names its product oxidoreductase molybdopterin binding domain-containing protein. Gene Ontology annotation, molecular function: oxidoreductase activity; molybdenum ion binding. NCBI's taxonomy places the organism in Eukaryota, Fungi, Ascomycota, Sordariomycetes, Xylariales, Microdochiaceae. Gene Ontology annotation, cellular component: mitochondrion. The record is from RefSeq and is a predicted model, not a curated record. The coding region runs from base 4 to 1680 and encodes 558 amino acids. The transcript has 2 exons.
AAGAUGGAGAACCGUCCCGAUGAGUGGAAGAUUGAGCAGGGUUUGACUGGGGCGUCCUUGCCUGUUCUCGACAUGACCGGGCCGGAGACGAGGGCUAUUCCGCCUGCCGAAGUGCAAAAAGAAUUCAAGGAUGAGGACGCGAUCAAGGCGGUAGGAGACCCCAACGAGCUUUUUCAAAUGGAGCGCACGGGUUGGAAAGGCUUCGUCGAGUGGGAAGAGUACCCUGAGAAAAAGGCCGCGGCGCAUAAAAUAUUGACGUCUCAGAGCUUUCCCGGCGCACCUGAGUAUCAGAUGACGGAGAUCCCAGCGACGAACCCACUGCUUGAUGGAGAGCGGUGGAAAUUGUGGCAUUCCGCCAUUGGGGGCGAACUCACGGUGGUGCCCAACGACUCGUGGAAGAUUGUACUCGAGGAGAAGCAUGCAGAUAUGCUACACAUCCUCCAAUUUCCCUACAACGGGGAACCGCCCAAGCGACUGGUCACGAGCAAGCCCGUCACGCCAAACCCGUUGCACUUUGUGCGCAACCACGGCGGCAUCCCCAUCAUCGACAAACAGAACUACAGCUUCCUUCUUGAUGGACUUGUCUCCCACCCACAGUCCUUUACGCUCGACGAGCUAAUGGACGAGACCCGGUUCCCACGUAUGAAGAAGCACGUCACUAUGCAGUGCUCCGGCACGCGACGGAUUGAGCAGAUCACCAGGUAUCCCGGUAAAGGCGACGAGCUGCCCCAAGCACCGUGGGCUGAAGGUGCCAUCGGUACCGCCGAGUAUGAGGGCGUGAGCCUAAAAAAGAUCAUCAAGGCAUGCGGCGGACUCAUUGACGACGGCAAGCACCUCGAGUUUUUCGGGGCAGACACGUACUUCAAGGAUAACGAGUGCAUGAACUAUCGCGUGAGCGUCCCUUGGUCGAAGGUCAAGGCCAACGAGGUAAUGCUAGCGUGGAACAUGAACGGCGAGCCCCUGCCGAAGAUUCACGGGUACCCGCUACGCGUCGUCGUGUUUGGCUACAUUGGUGCUCGCAGUGUCAAGUGGCUAUAUCGCAUCAAGGCUAUCAAUGCACCGACGCGAGCACCAGUGCAGAGCAAGGAGUACCUCUACUUUCCCCAACAGGUCGGCAAAUACAACAUGCGCCUGACUGACGGCAUCCAGAUCCAGGAAAUGCCGGUUAGUUCAGCGAUCAUGUCCCCAUGGACCAAACAGGUUGUGAUUCACGAGGGCUCCAUUCGCUGCAAAGGCUGGGCGUAUUCUGGAGGUGGACGCUGGCCCGAACGGGUUGAGCUAUCUGCCGACGGAGGCUUUAGCUGGUAUACGGUCCCACCAGAGAACCUGUCCAAGAAGCGCAAGUGGACCUGGCGUACAUGGGAAUUCGAUUUGCCCUGCGACGUCGAAGGAUGGAUCGAUGUCCUGGUCCGGUGCUGGGAUAACGCGCUUAAUACGCAACCACCGGAUGUCCGCACGGCUUGGAACUGGGGACUCCAUGUGACCAGCUCCUGCCAUACCAUUAAUUUGUACAGCGUCAACAAGAAACAUCCGGCCACCCGCGCCCGCCUGGAAGACAUGGAGAGGAACCAGGUGCCGCUGGCACCCAUCACAGUUCCGCUGAGCAUUCCCUCUCAGUCGUGGGACGACUAUGAGAAAUUUUGGAGGAAGCACGAUCCGCGCGAUGCCGACGAAGAUUGAGCUGGAGACU